AUGUCGUUUUUGCCUCAACGCUGCGCUCGGCAGCUCCUCCGUGAGCCCUUUCAGCGCCGCUCAUUACCUCUCUUUCUCACCCCCGCCUUCUCUCCCUCCCGCGUCCAAUGCUUCUCGUCUACCUCCCCGGCGCACUCGCGUGUCGGAGGUGCCGCCAUCUCCGUGCCCCCGGAGGUAUCAUUGAACCUCAUUGAUGCGCCCAAAGAUGUCACCCAAAGCCGCGGAAAGGAAAUCAUCAAGCUUAUCGCUCAAAUCAAGGGCCCUAAGGGUGAAUUGAUGCUUAACAUCCCAUCAUUCCUCAACGUGGAACACGAUAGUACUACACAAAAGACUACACUCUCUAUUUCAGAUCCUGAGGAUGCCCACCAGCGUGCUAUGUGGGGUACCAUUCGCGCCCACCUCCAAAACCACAUCAUCGGUGUCUCAGAAGGACAUAUCUGUAUUCUCUCCAUGGUUGGUGUUGGUUACCGUGCUACUAUCGAGUCCUCCGCUACUACCGUCGCUCCCACCUACCCUGGCCAGAAAUUUGUUUCCUUGAAGGUUGGAUUCUCUCACCCUAUUGAACUGGGUAUUCCCGAGGGCAUCGAGGCUAGUACUCCACAGCCAACACGUAUUCUCUUGGAGAGUGUCGAAAAACAAAAGGUUACGCAGUUCGCGGCACAGAUUCGUGAGUGGAGACGGCCUGAGCCGUACAAGGGCAAGGGUAUCUUUGUCAACGGGGAGACAAUUAAGCUUAAGGCGAAGAAGAUCAAAUGA
Molecule: messenger RNA, 756 nt
Organism: Penicillium angulare
Lineage: Eukaryota; Fungi; Ascomycota; Eurotiomycetes; Eurotiales; Aspergillaceae
Product: mitochondrial 54S ribosomal protein uL6m
Exons: 3
Coding region: 1-756 (251 amino acids)
Biological process (GO): translation
Cellular component (GO): mitochondrial large ribosomal subunit; ribosome
Molecular function (GO): rRNA binding; structural constituent of ribosome
Source: RefSeq, a predicted model, not a curated record